GAGAAAAGGAAAUGAAUUGUGGAUUGUAGCCCACAUAAUAGUAAAACGUAUUAAAUACAGAUGAAUAAGGAUCAGUAUCGGAGCACAUAAAGAUCAGUCUGCACAAGGAAAAUAUUUGUAUAGCGGCGUGCAUCCGAAGACAGCAUAGCAGAGAAAAUAACCGCAGGAUGGAAAGCACAAUCUGAUGCACUACAAGUAAACUGACAACGAAAGAGCAAAGGAAAUAGCUGAAUUGGACUGUGAGAGCAUCAUGGGAAAUCAGCUGGCUGGCAUUGCCCCUUCUCAGAUUCUUUCUGUCGACAGUUACUUCUCCGACAUUCACGAUUAUGAGUAUGACAAGAGCCUCGGUAGCACAAGGUUCUUUAAAGUGGCUAGAGCCAAGCACAGAGAAGGUUUAGUGGUGGUUAAAGUGUUUGCCAUCCAGGAUCCGACGUUACCUUUGACCAGUUACAAGCAAGAGCUAGAAGAACUGAAGAUAAGACUGCACUCAUCCCAAAAUUGCCUCCCUUUCCAAAAGGCCACCUUAAAUGAAAAGGCCGCCAUAUUGUUCCGGCAGUAUGUGAGGGAUAACCUGUAUGACAGGAUCAGCACCCGACCCUUCCUUAACAACAUUGAAAAGAAGUGGAUUGCCUUCCAGAUCUUGAAUGCAGUGGACCAGUCUCAUAAAUCGGGAGUCCGACAUGGAGACAUAAAAACUGAAAAUAUUAUGGUGACAAGCUGGAACUGGGUUCUGUUGGCUGACUUUGCUAGCUUUAAACCAACCUACCUCCCGGAAGAUAAUCCGGCAGAUUUUAAUUAUUUUUUUGACACCUCCCGGAGGAGAACUUGCUAUAUUGCCCCUGAGCGAUUUGUGGAUGGCAAUAUGUUUGCGACAGACAGCGACCAGACAACUCCGCUUGUGGACCUCGCGAGCACCAGUCAGCGCACACGAGGGGAGCUCAAGCAAGCCAUGGAUAUUUUCUCAGCAGGUUGUGUCAUAGCAGAACUCUUUACAGAAGGAGUUCCGUUAUUUGACCUUUCUCAGCUGCUGGCCUAUCGAAAAGGACAUUUCCAACCUGAACAGGUGCUCACCAAAAUUGAGGACAGGAACAUUCGUCACCUGGUUGCUCAGAUGAUCCAGAGGGAGCCAGAAAAGCGCUUAACGGCAGAAGAGUAUCUUAAACAACAGAGGAACAAAGCUUUUCCUGACAUUUUUUAUACGUUCCUGCAGCCAUACAUGGCUCAGUUUGCCAAGGAGACUUUUCAGUCUGCUGAUGAACGUAUUCUUGUGAUCCGCAAAGAUCUUGACAACAUCAUCCACAAUCUGUGUGGUUGUGACCAAACGGAAAAGACUGAAGGUGAAACCAAGGAACAUGGCCUGGUGAUUCUAGUAUCUGUCAUUACCUCCUGCCUUCAGACCCUCUGUUACUGUGAUUCCAAGCUGGCGGCUCUGGAGCUCAUUCUGCAUCUGGCAGGGAGGUUGUCGGUGGAAAUCUUGCUGGAUCGCAUCACGCCAUACCUGUUGCAUUUCUGCAAUGAUCCAGUGCCCAGAGUAAGGGCAGAAGCUGUAAGAACACUAACUAAAGUUCUCGCUCUUGUCAAGGAAGUUCCUCGAAAUGACAUCAAUAUCUACCCAGAGUACAUUCUUCCAGGAAUUGCUCAUCUAACACAAGAUGAAGCUACAAUAGUGAGAUUAGCAUAUGCAGAAAACAUAGCCCUUCUUGCUGAAACGGCACUUCGGUUUCUGGAAUUAGUGCAGGAGAAUCACCUAAAUAUGGAGCAAGAUUUAAAUAAUGAAGAAACUGAGGAAGCAUUACAUCUCAAUGAAAACUAUGACUCAGAACUGCAGGCCCUGCAUGAAAUGGUGCAGCAGAAAGUGGUGACACUACUUAGUGACCCUGAGAAUAUUGUGAAGCAGACCUUGAUGGAGAAUGGCAUCACCAGGCUAUGUGUAUUCUUCGGGAGACAGAAGGCAAAUGACGUGCUGCUUUCUCACAUGAUCACCUUCCUCAAUGACAAGAAUGAUUGGCAUCUCCGAGGAGCCUUCUUUGAUAGCAUAGUCGGUGUUGCAGCAUAUGUUGGUUGGCAGAGCUCUUCCAUCUUGAAACCUCUCCUGCAGCAAGGUUUAAGCGAUGCUGAAGAAUUUGUCAUCUACAAAGCCCUUAAUGCCCUAACCUGUAUGUGUCAACUGGGACUUCUACAAAAGCCACACAUUUAUGAAUUUGUCAGUGAUAUUGCUCCUUUUCUUUGUCAUCCCAACCUCUGGAUUCGUUAUGGAGCUGUGGGAUUUAUUACCGUGGUUGCUGUUCACCUAAAUAUAGCCGAUGUUUACUGCAAACUGAUGCCAUAUUUGGAUCCAUUUAUUUCACAGCCUAUAAUACAGAUUGACAAAGAAAUUGUUCUACUGAGUGUCCUUAAGGAACCAGUCAGCAGGUCCAUUUUUGACUAUGUUCUGAGGUCAAAGGAUAUUACCAGCCUUUUCAGACAUUUGCACUUGCGGCAGAAGAAGCGAAUAGGGACAAUACCAGAAUGCCCUCAUCCAGAGGACCCGGCUAUUGCCCAGCUGUUAAAAAAGCUGCUUUCUCAGGGAAUGACAGAAUCAGAAGAAGACAAGUUGCUGGCAUUAAAAGAUUUCAUGCUCAAAUCCCACAGAGCUAAGGCUAAUAUUGUGGAUCAGAGCCAUUCCCAUGAUAGCGCUCAAAAUGGAGUGAUUGACCUUGGAACUUUGGGAAUUACUGGGCGACAAGUUGACCUUGUGAAACCUAAGCAAGAGGCUGAAGACAAGCGAGCAAGAAAGCAUACAAAACAAGACUCUAACAUGAAUGAAGAAUGGAAAAGUAUGUUUGGCUCUUUGGAACCCUCCAACACAACCCAGACGGUUACCGAUGGUUCAAAUGUUCAGACAAGAAAAACAACAGUUUCGGUUCCUGCAGUAGUUCCUGUGAGUGGCCCGUCGGCUUAUCAAAGGCGAAUCACUACGUGUAAAACAGAGUUUCAGCAGCUAGUGCAACAGAAAAGAGAGCAAUGUAACGCAGAAAGGAUGGCAAAGCAAAUGAUGGAGAAUGCUGAAUGGGAGACAAAACCACCUCCUCCAGGAUGGCAUCCCAAGGGUCUGCUUGUUGCACAUCUUCAUGAGCACAAAUCAUCUGUGAAUCGCAUUCGGGUAUCUGAUGAGCAUUCCAUUUUUGCGACAUGUUCAAAUGAUGGAACUGUGAAAAUCUGGGACAGCCAGAAAGUGGAAGGAAAGACAACAACUACUAGGUCAGUUUUAACUUAUUCUCGCAUCGGGGGACACGUCAAAACACUUACUUUCUGCCAGGGUUCCCAUUAUUUAGCCAUUGCUGCUGAUAAUGGAUCGAUCCAGCUGCUGGGCAUUGAAGCAAGUAAGCCCCCCAAGUCUCCAAAAGUUCAUCCAUUUCAAACAAGGUUCUUGGACCAGAAGGAUGAUGGAUGUGUAGUGGACAUGCACCAUUUCAACUCUGGGUCACAGUCUGUGUUGGCCUAUGCAACAGCUUAUGGUUCCUUAGUUGGCUGGGAUCUGAGAUCUUCCACCAACGCAUGGACGCUGAAGCAUGACCUUAGACUGGGCCUCAUUACUUCAUUUGCUGUUGAUAUUCAUCAAUGCUGGUUAUGUGUAGGUACCUGCAAUGGCACUAUGGCAUGUUGGGAUAUGAGGUUUCAGCUCCCAAUUUCCAACCAUUCUCAUCCUGCAAGAGCUCGCAUUAGACGACUUCUUAUGCAUCCCCUGUAUCAGUCAUCAGUAAUUGCAGCUGUCCAAGGAAACAAUGAGGUGUCAAUGUGGGACAUGGAAACGGGAGAUAGGAAGCUCACAUUAUGGGCAAGUUCUGCUCCUCCACUCUCUGAAAUGCAGCCCUCUCCUCAUAGUGUCCAUGGGAUAUACUGCAGCCCUGCUGAUGGAAACCCGUUGCUACUGACUGCUGGAUCUGAUACAAGAAUAAGGUUUUGGGACCUUGUCUACCCUGAAAGAUCCUACAUUGUUGCAGGUGGUGCAAAUGAUUCUCUUCAUUGUCCAUCAGUUUUUUAUAACCGUAGAAUUAUUGAAGGAACAGAAGUGGUGCAGGAGAUUCACAGCAAACAAAAGAGUGGCUCAACAGAAGAUGUUCCUCGACGAGUGCCGGAGUCUCUGCCAGUUGGCCAUCAUGAUAUCAUAACAGAUAUAGCAACUUUUCAAACUACUCAGGGGUUUAUUGUGACAGCCUCUAGAGACGGUAUUGUAAAAGUAUGGAAAUAAGCACUUAAAGAAAAAGUAAAAAAAAAAUGUGUGUAUAUAUAAUCCCUGCUAUUUAAAGCUAAAAUAAUAUAAAUAGAGCAUUUAAGGGUUCAUAUUUUAAUUGUACCACCGCUGCAUAGAAAGAAUACCACACUAGCAAAAAUAUUUUUUGCAGUGCAGUAAGUCAAGUUAGAAUUAUUUUAGCAAAAUGUCUACUGUCCCAUGCAUAAUUAUGAGGAAGCACAAAUGUGCUGUUUUGCUGCUGUACCAAUUUGAAGUAUGGAGCCACUGUGUAUGUGGCACACACAUUAAUUGUGCAAUAAACAGUUAUUUGAGUUUUA
Messenger RNA from Erpetoichthys calabaricus (reedfish), 4551 nucleotides. RefSeq names its product phosphoinositide-3-kinase, regulatory subunit 4 (gene pik3r4). NCBI's taxonomy places the organism in Eukaryota, Metazoa, Chordata, Cladistia, Polypteriformes, Polypteridae. Bases 251 to 4231 code for a protein of 1326 amino acids. Gene Ontology annotation, molecular function: protein binding; protein serine/threonine kinase activity; ATP binding. The record is from RefSeq and is a predicted model, not a curated record. Gene Ontology annotation, biological process: protein phosphorylation; protein targeting to vacuole; autophagy of peroxisome. Gene Ontology annotation, cellular component: late endosome; phosphatidylinositol 3-kinase complex, class III, type II; nucleus-vacuole junction. The transcript has 20 exons.